Haliotis rubra (blacklip abalone) is the source of this 882-nucleotide messenger RNA. RefSeq names its product vegetative cell wall protein gp1-like. Lineage: Eukaryota; Metazoa; Mollusca; Gastropoda; Lepetellida; Haliotidae. The transcript has a single exon. The record is from RefSeq and is a predicted model, not a curated record. The coding region runs from base 1 to 882 and encodes 293 amino acids.
AUGACUACAUACCUCCAUAUCCCCAUGUCCCCGUGCCCCCAAACCUCCAAGCCUCCAGUCCCCAUGCCUCCAUGUCCCCAUGCCUCCAAGCACCCAUGCCUCAAAAUACCCAUGCCUCCAAGCCUCCAAGUCCCCAUGCCUCCAAGUCUCCAAGUCGCAAUUGCUCCAAAUCCCCAUGGCUCCAAACCUCCAAGCCUCGUCCCGAUGCCUCCAAGCCUCCAAGCCUCCAUGUCCCCAAGCAUCCACGUCCCCAUGCCUCCAAGCCUUCAAAUCCCCAUGCCUCCAAGUCCCCAUGCCCCCAAGCCUCCACGCCUCCAUAUCCACAUGCCUCCAAGUCUCCAUGUCCCCAUGCCUCCAAGUCUCCAUGCUUUCAAGCCUCUAAGCAUCCAAGCAACCAAGUUUCCAAGCCUCCACGCCUCCACGCCUCCACGCCUCCAAGUCUCCAAGUCUCCAAGCCUCCAAGUCUCGAAGCCUCCAUGUCCCGAUGCCUCCAAGCCUCUAAGCCUCAAUGUCCCCAUGUCUCCAUGCCUCCAAACGUCCAAGCCACUAUGUCUCCAAGCCUCCAAGUCACCAUGGCUCCAAGCCUCCAAGACUCCAUGUCCCUAUGCCUCUAAGCUUCUAAGCCUCCAAGAUCUCAUGCCCCCCAUGUCUCCAUGCCUCCAAGGCUCCAUGCCUUCAAGCCUCCAAGCCUCCAAGCAACCGAGUUUCCAAGCCUCCAAGCCUCCGUGGCCUCAAAGCCUCAAUGUCCCCAUGCCUCCUAGCCUCCAUGUUCGCAUUGCUCCAAGCCUCCAAGCUUCCAUGUCCCUAUGCCUCCAAGCAUCCAAGUCCCAAUGCAUCCAAGUCUACAAGCCUCCAAGUCCCCUUGCUUUCAAGCCUCCAUGA